UCGAAUGACCGGGCUGGAGGAGGGGGUGGGCGUAUGCCCAGCUCAGCCCCCGCUGAGGGGUUACUGGGCACGGGACCUGGCGAGGCCUGAUUGCCUUGGAUUAGCUGGGCCGCCACCUCCUGCCCCGUCUUCACCAAUCUAUCCCCUUCCCCGCCAUUAACCUCGGGCUUCCUCGGCUGGGGGGCCGGCGAGCUCAGCUGAAGGGGAUUCUCCUCCCCAGCGAGCCGUCAAACGGGCCCGUCCUGGUGCCGUGAGGCUGCAUCCGCUGCCAUGACUCAGGCCAGCCUUCACCCAUCUGGGGCUCCUCCAGGGGCCCCCCGAGGCUUGCAAUGGGCACGGGGGAUUUGCAAGGCCGGUCCAUGAGCAGUGCUGCUUAGAGCCAGGAUGGCCUAGUGGUAGCACCGGACUCCUGGAUUCUCUCCCUGGCCCCGAGAAAACUUCUGGCCACACUUGAUUCCCAGCCUGCAGAAGGAACCCGAGCACCAUGACUCUGGCCGCGUACAAAGAGAAGAUGAAGGAGCUCCCCCUCGUGUCCUUGUUCUGUUCCUGCUUCCUGGCCGACCCCUUGAACAAACCAGUGUAUAAAUACGAAGCAGACACCGUCGACCUCACCUGGUGUGUCAUUUCGGACAUGGAGGUCAUCGAGCUGAACAAGCGCACCUCGGGCCAGUCCUUCGAGGUGAUCCUAAAGCCGCCGUCCUUCGACGGGAUCCCCGAGUUCAACGCCUCCCUGCCCCGGCGGCGCGACCCCUCCCUGGAGGAGAUCCAGAAGAGGCUGGAGGCAGCCGAGGAGCGGCGGAAGGCACCUCGCUGUCCCCAGCGGGCCCGGGACUCUGCGUGGCUCUCGCCCAGCCCUCAGCCGGCUUGUCCUGUUUGCUUUGUGGGUGCAGUACCAGGAAGCGGAGCUCCUGAAGCACCUGGCGGAGAAGCGGGAGCACGAGCGGGAGGUCAUCCAGAAAGCCAUCGAGGAGAACAACAACUUCAUCAAGGCAGCCAAGGAGAAGCUGGCACAGAGGAUGGAGUCCAACAAGGAGAACCGGGAGGCCCACUUAGCGGCCAUGCUGGAACGCCUGCAGGAGAAGGACAAACAUGCGGAAGAGGUGCGGAAAAACAAGGAGCUCAAGGAAGAGGCCUCGAGGUAGAGAGGCCAGGACGGUGGCGGUUUGGACUGACAGCUCCGGUGAAGCUUUGCGACCGAUGACGGGGAGUUCCUCUGCUUGCUUUGUUUGUGAAUGUGAAGAUUGACCAGUGAAGCCAUCCUAUUUGUUUUGGGGGAGGGCGGGGAGAUGGGGAGGAGAGAGAUGGGGCAGGGGGGUGUUUGUUGGAGGGAGGACGGGGGGCGGGAGGGAAUAGACACACCCCGUUUGGGAAGUCUACAAUCCUCUCCAUGGUUUCAUUUUUACUUCCUCAUCAUUAGUGUCUAAGAAAGAGUCCAAACGAACAAAGGGUCGGUGACGCUGGCGGUUAGGGGAGGUGACAUGACGGGGUGGGAGAGGGAUGUGCAGCGUGGGUGAAUUUAAUUUGGGGAUCAGUGCCGAAUGGACGGGGCUGCCCUGUCUGCAUCUCUCUGUAACUGUGGGCAGGAAAGUCGUCUCUCGGGGGUGCGUGUAGCCUGUUCUGUGUUUGCCAUGAACUUUGGUCAUCAAUACAAAUGAAACAUCUCCUUUCGGUGUCUCGGUCUUAUUCUUCUUUCUGUCUCUAACGGCAGGCCUGUCGGGGGCCUGGCGCUGUUUGGCUUUGUUCUUCCCAGAAGCUCUUGCAGUCUUUUGGAAAUAAUGCUCCUCCAGCAAUUCAGUAUUGUCAGACAUUAAUUAACAGGUUUCCCACCCUCUCUCCCCCCACCAAUGAGAAACAAUAGCUUCCUAGGAUGGCGUUAUCUGCUGGUAGGAGACACUUGUUUGGCUAUAGUGAAGUGAAGUUCAAAAUCCCUGUGAUCUCCCCAAGAGUGAGGAUUUGUCAGAUAGAGCCCGGGAUGUCUCUUCUAAUGAGAGAUCCCUUUUUCUAGGUAUGGAGCAGCAGAAAAUCUUGCUGCAGUUUGGAGCGAGGAAAGCGGAGGGAGGGCAGAAGGCACCUGUGGCUGGGAUUGCGGGGAGAAGAGACAUUCAGCUCCAUGGUGAGCUAGAGAGAAUCCAGUGCGGGCAGCGGAAGUGAUGCUGAUGCAAGGAGUAGAGAAGAGGGGGGCCUGAAGGAGCCCAGAUGAUAGCGACAGGGAAGACGGGGGUGGGUAUCUGAUCAUAGAUUAUAACUAGCUUCAAGCUAGCUGUGUCCAUGGAGAGGAGAAUUACUGCUGAGGCCAGCAGGACAAGGAGUGACGUCCCGAAGGGAAGUGAGGAAAAGCUGAAGCUAGAUAUUCAGAAUAGUUUCGUCCCAGCUGGGCAGUGGAGUGGGCUCCUGGAAGAGAUGGUGGGUGCCUCCUUGUUACAGAGUUUCAAGGGCACAUUAGUAAGGAAGAUAGUGGAAAAGGGUUACCUCCAGAUCCCUGGGCCGGGUUGCACUGAAAGACCAGCCAGUGCUGGUGUUCACAGCCCCAUGUGCGGGGCUGACCUUCCCUCUCACUCCUGGAAAAAGCAGAAAGGCUGAGGUGGGGUCCAUCCAGCUCUAAGCCAGAGGGCAGAGAGCCGGAGCAUGGAGCCUCUCUACUCCAGCUGGCCUGCAGACAGAGCCUUCCAGCUAGACCGAGCCCUGUGCACCACAUCGAUUUCCCACAAGUGAGGUCUCGCUGGCCACUACAGCCGGAUAAGGCUUUUAGGGCAUUGAUUAACUGAGAGGCCUUGAUAAAGUGGCCUCUCUGGAGCUUUUAUGAUGAGAGCAAUUAAUCAGGGCCCCGCUCUUCAGAGACCAGCUCGACACAGGAUCUGGCUGUGGGAGCUGUGGGGAAGGGGUGGGGAAGAGGCAAGGGGGGUCUGUUCCAGAUGUGGCACCAGCUGUCUUUUUGUAUACAACCAUUGUAAAUAAACUGCCUUGGCAUUUCUUUCCUUUCUGUGA
This is a messenger RNA of Chelonia mydas (Green sea turtle), 2985 nucleotides long. It is a transcript of the gene STMN4, whose product is annotated as stathmin 4. The coding region runs from base 485 to 1201 and encodes 238 amino acids. Gene Ontology annotation, cellular component: neuron projection; cytoplasm. The transcript has 6 exons. Gene Ontology annotation, biological process: microtubule depolymerization; neuron projection development; regulation of microtubule polymerization or depolymerization. Gene Ontology annotation, molecular function: tubulin binding. The record is from RefSeq and is a predicted model, not a curated record. Lineage: Eukaryota; Metazoa; Chordata; Testudines; Cheloniidae.